Messenger RNA from Loa loa (African eye worm), 969 nucleotides. RefSeq lists its product as hypothetical. The transcript has 3 exons. The record is from RefSeq and is a predicted model, not a curated record. Gene Ontology annotation, molecular function: protein serine/threonine kinase activator activity. Lineage: Eukaryota; Metazoa; Nematoda; Chromadorea; Rhabditida; Onchocercidae. Gene Ontology annotation, biological process: meiotic spindle midzone assembly; positive regulation of protein serine/threonine kinase activity; metaphase chromosome alignment. Bases 1 to 969 code for a protein of 322 amino acids. Gene Ontology annotation, cellular component: kinetochore; chromosome passenger complex; nucleus.
AUGAUUGAUAAUUCAUCACAAAUACUAAUUACAAAUUCUAAUUCUAAUAUGAAUAUUGAACAAAUACCUAUGGAUAUUGAAAUGAUUGAAAUAUCAAUGUCAUGUGAUAUGUCACAAUUUCAUACAUCAAAGCAAAAGGAUGAUAGUAAUAUUUUUAACGAUGUUAAAUCCCAUUCAACAAGUUUAACAUCAAUCAAUACAGCAUCAAUUUUGGAACGUACACGUCCGAUUGAAAAAAGUACUAAUAUUACUCAACGAAUAACAAAUAUUAUUGAUCAAGAUGAAAUGUAUAAAGGUGAUAAGAAAAAUUUAAUUGAUAAUGAUGAUAACACAAAACGAUCAACAUAUCUGAAUUAUGAUUUAAAAUAUGAGCAAAAUAUUGUUAAUGAUGAUUUACGUAUAAUGUCAAUGGAUCUAAAAUCAUCAUCAUGUCAAUCAAAUAUUAUAAUGGAUAUUAGCGAGAAACGUGGAAAAGUGACAAGUACAAAAUUUCCAAGUCAAAAAGCACUCGAUGAAUUAGAUGAACAAGAAUAUACCAGAAUAUGUCAUUCAAUAAAUACUAAAGAGAAAAGUGAUGAUGAAGUGACAGAUUAUGACAUUUACGAUCUAUCAUCAUCCAAUGAACCAAUUGAUCCAAAUGAAAAGCCACAUAAAAAAAUUCCACUAUGGGCUAAAGAAGAAAAUGUACAAGAAAUGCUGAAAAAACAACAAAUAUGGUCUUUUACUGAUAUUAAUACUUUAUUUGGUAAAAUUCAUCCACCUGAUAUGCAAAAAAUGUUUAAUGAUAAGAUACGAUUAUUAACACGUAGUUCAUCAGCAAUAUGGGAAUCACCAAUUUGGAAUCCACGUGUUGGUUAUAGUGCUUAUGAUAAUACUAAUAAUACAUUUCAACAAAAUGAUAAAAAUGAAUGUAAUAUUCGACGAUCACAACGUGUGAAGAAACCUGUCUCAUAUAUUACAUAUUUUUAA